Messenger RNA from Colletotrichum destructivum, 2221 nucleotides. RefSeq lists its product as uncharacterized. Gene Ontology annotation, molecular function: nucleotide-sugar transmembrane transporter activity; antiporter activity. NCBI's taxonomy places the organism in Eukaryota, Fungi, Ascomycota, Sordariomycetes, Glomerellales, Glomerellaceae. The record is from RefSeq and is a predicted model, not a curated record. Gene Ontology annotation, cellular component: membrane; Golgi apparatus. Bases 591 to 1718 code for a protein of 375 amino acids. The transcript has 4 exons.
AUCCCUUCCUAUCCCUGACCCCUGCCGCUUUCAGCCCGGCGCAAAUGUUGUUGGUCACUGCCUUAGCCUUAGUGUAGCACACCCAUAGCAGGCGCGACUUAUUGCUUGACUUCGUACCUUCUCCCACCGCGUGCCCGAGACUUUCCUUCCCAAUCCAAGCCGGCCCAAACUUGAAGAAGCACCUCUGGAACGCCGCCUCGGGCCCUUCCCACUUCAAAUAACGAACCAAAAUCAUAUUUGCACCAUUUGUCAAUAAUUCUCUCCCCUUCAAUUCCGCUUGUUGCCCGCUGGAAUCUGACAAGACGGCGUGCCUCCCUUCGAAGCAUUCCAGACGACCCGAACCCCCGACUCCCUUGGUGGCGCUUUCAAUCAAGUAGCUCAUGCUUUUCUGAAAUAGGACCCAAAGUCCUUCCGCUGCUCACCCAUCAGCACAUCUCACGCUGCGAAUUACCCCUCGUUGCGCCUCAGUCGCCGUCUUGUUCACGCACACAUCCCCUCGACUUGUCCUCCACAGGUACCGCGCCAACUUUGAAGUGCUCUCCGAGAGUUGCUUCAACACCACCGUUUGCCUCAUACAUACACAGCACGCCAUGACUGACUACCGAGACGAACGGGCGGGCUCUUUUGCCUCGUCUUCUACCGACGCUGCGACUUUGCACGAGCUGACCAAGUUGGACCCGAUGGAGGAUAACUUGCAGAAUCUCAAGUCGCGAGACGAAGAGGAGCUAGCUGCCGAGGACGAAAAGCUCUUGCCUGCCACGAAUGCGAAUGGGAAGGUGGAGCCCGAGAAGGCCCGUCUCACUUCGGCUGUUGUAUGGAUGACCGUUAACACACUUGCAACCAUCGGAAUCGUCUUCACGAACAAGGCCAUCUUCUCCGACCCGCAGUGGAAGCUCUGCCAGCUCACGUUUGCGAGCUUCCAUUUCCUCGUGACGUUUCUGACGCUACAUGUCCUCUCGCUGCCCACCUUUGCCUACUUCAUUCCGCGCCGCGCCGCCAUCAAAGACCUGCUGCCACUGUCCGUCGCCAUGUGCCUCAAUGUCAUCCUGCCGAACCUGUCACUGGCGUUCUCUUCGGUCACAUUCUACCAGAUUGCGCGUAUCCUACUGACGCCAACCGUCGCCCUGAUGAACUUCGUCCUAUACAAGGCAACUCUGCCUCGGAACGCCGUAAUGACUCUCAUCCCAGCCUGCUUCGGCGUCGGUAUGGUUUCUUACUACGACUCGCUGCCCACCAAGGACGACAGCAUCAAGACCACCUCGACUCUGGGGGUAUUCUUUGCCUUUAGUGGUAUUUUCGCCUCUUCUCUCUACACUGUCUGGAUCGCUAGCUAUCACCGCAAGCUCCAGAUGUCCAGCAUGCAGCUUUUGUACAACCAGGCGCCUAUUGCCUCGUUCAUGCUGCUCUACGUCAUCCCUUUUGUCGACACUUUUCCCGAUUGGGUUCACGUUCCUGGCAACCGCUGGAUCAUGAUUGGCAUGUCCGGUGUGUUUGCCUCGCUGAUCAACAUCUCCCAAUUCUUCAUCAUUGCCCAGACCGGACCAGUGUCCAGUACUGUGGUCGGCCAUCUCAAGACAUGCACCAUUGUCGCGCUUGGUUGGAUGGUCUCAGGAAGAGCCAUCGGCGACAAGUCGAUCCUCGGUGUCUUUAUUGCCAUUGGCGGCAUCAUUGGAUACUCAGUUGUCAUGCUCCAGCAUCAACGGAAACAGUCCAAGUAAGGCAAGCAGCAGGUCAGACAGAAUAUGUUCAAACUCAGCUUUUAUGGCAUUUCAGGAACAGGUUCUCUUUUAGAGGGCUCAGGGCAGGGGCCAAACAGAUCACAAUGGCGUUGAGUAGACUGAGAACGUCGGGGUUAGAAAGGGUCUACAUUGAUGAUACCUCAUUUUUUUUGUCAUGGCUAGGCGUCCGGAGAACCACAAAGCUUUUGCCAUUGUAGCGAGAGUGAAAUAAGAUCAAAUUUCUUUCUUUAAUGCCCUGUUGUAUCUACUAUUUUUUUUUUUCUUCCCCUUCUGGGUGACUUUGUACCCCACUCGGCCACGCCUGGUCCGGUCUACUAAGCCACCACCCAAAACAAAUAACGCCGUACGGUGUGGUCCCUGACCAUUAACACAAUGCAUCAUUGAAUCUGGCACACAACCUGGCACAUAGCCUGGCACCAUAUUAUCACCGGAUGAACCAGCUGAUCGGCCAAACACACAUGUUUGUCUCUGCCUCUCCCCAC